Orbilia oligospora ATCC 24927 is the source of this 1263-nucleotide messenger RNA. RefSeq lists its product as uncharacterized. The record is from RefSeq and is a predicted model, not a curated record. NCBI's taxonomy places the organism in Eukaryota, Fungi, Ascomycota, Orbiliomycetes, Orbiliales, Orbiliaceae. Bases 1 to 1263 code for a protein of 420 amino acids. The transcript is spliced from 2 exons.
AUGUCAGUGUAUUUUCGAGCCGUUGCGCCAUGUCGACCACGGAUUUCAGUGCUUCAACGACGACUUUAUGGUUCCAAAUCUUCAGAGCAAUUAAAUGAAGAUGCAUUAAAGAUUCUGGAGGAUAUUUCGGCUUUGGAACUCAAAGACCCCAAGCAGCUAUUCGAUGACGAUAUCAUAUCCCGAGAGGAAGACUUCGAUUUUGGAGAGAGCAACGGAGAGGAUGGAUUGCCUGUAUCACCAAUAAUGGACGGCAAGACGUGGAAACGUAGAUUCAAGCAACCAAGGAAGUUGAAGAAACGCCAUCCGUCGGAAAUGGUAGAGGAGGACUGGAAGUUGCUGAAGAAUCCUUAUGCAAAUACAUUGAUCACCGCAGUCCGCCAGGACGGAUACUACAGACGUGUAUUCCCUUCAUUCUUUCUUCAGAAGGUGCAUGCCUUCGUCAACCCCGAGACUAAUGAACCAUGGCUGCUUCCUAUGGGUAUAAAAUCUCGAGAUGAGACCAAAGUCGUCACAGGAGUAUCAAAAUACGUAGCCGGGAACUACCAGCACGUUGAGUUUUUGAAGAGCAAAAGAUGGAGAAAACUACAGGACACACGAUUUGUGACGUCGGCAGUCUGGAGGUUGGACAUGGAGGAUUUUAUUCUGAAGCAACUACGCAAUCGGGUUUAUGAAGAGGUCGAAGCAAGCAAGAGAUGGAUCAUGAGUGCCAAUAGGGAUGGCGGAAAGUGGGAGGACCUGCAGAUUGGAUGCUUGCUGGUAUGGGAGAACGGAGAUCCUGACUUCCAGGUGUCGACAAAUGCAGAUUCCGGGGAGAUUAUCGCUGAAGAAUUUGCCCCUCAAAUUGAAACCGAACCUACGGCAGUGGCGAAAGAGGAAUUACAAGAAGAAAAGGAGGAGGAUACAGUAAUGGCAGGAGAAGGAGAAGGGUUGGGGGUAAAGAAGGAAGACGAAGUAGUGAUGGAUGAAGAUAUUCAAGCGCAAUCUACUGCCGAAGCCCUAGAUGUCGCCAGAUCAAGGACGCUAAUUGAAGUCAAAGGCAAACUUGUGCCUAGCUAUAAAAUGCACCUCCUCCUUGGAAGGACAAGAGCGGCAGAGCUGAAAAAACAGCUAAAGAUUGAAGAUCCCGUCCGAAAGAACGUUUUAUUGAUCUCCCCGCGGACGGUGAAAGUCCAGAUAUGGUUGUGGAAACUAUCUGGUUACGCACGACAACUUGAAACAUCGCUGUUCAAAGAGUUUGACGGGAAAGGCAGCCACGACGGAUAG